GGGCAAGGGUAAGGUGUCAGAAAAAUGCAGGAGGAGCCGGGCCAUAAAUACGCACGUUAAUCAAUCAAGAGUUUUCUCUGACUUUCUGAUAAAGUUUGGGGUAAAAUAAUGGGGAGACGACCUUCAAGCGGUGUCCCCUUCCAAAGGACAUAAAGCGGAGCCCCAGCCGGGCUCACUGCUGGCAGCAGAGGAGCCCCGAGCCAUAGUGAGGACACACAGCAGCUCCGGAGCCACAGGUGCCUUCCCAUAAUGUUCAUUAACAAGAAGCUCUUCACCACCGCCCUCCUCGGGCUGCUGGUCACACUGUCCAUCAUCGCCCUCAUCCUCAGCCUGGUGAGGGUUGAAGAUGUCACUCUGCCACCCACAGUCCAGUACGGGAUGGUGUUUGAUGCAGGCUCAUCCCACACCUCUCUGUUUGUCUACGAGUGGGACUCGGACAAGCAGAACAACACCGGUGUGGUCAGCCAGACCUUGUCCUGUGAUGUCCAGGGGCCAGGCAUAUCAAGCUAUGCCGAUGAUCCCCCAAAAGCUGGUGAUUCCCUAAGAGAGUGCCUGGAUGAAGCCCUGAAAGUCAUUCCUGCUGCAAAGCAGAGGGAUGUCUCAGCUUACUUCGGAGCGACAGCAGGCAUGAGGCUAUUGAGGGAACAGAACAGCUCAGCUGCAGACCGAGUCCUGGCCGAAAUUGCUAAAACCAUACAAGAGUAUCCUGUGGCUUUCUGUGGGGCUCAGAUCAUUACAGGAGAAGAGGAGGGAGCUUAUGGUUGGAUCACCAUCAACUACCUGCUGGAGUCCUUCACCAAGUACUCCCCAAAAGCACACAUGUGGGUCCAUCCAGAGGCAGCCAACAGUUUUGGGGCGCUGGAUCUUGGAGGAGCAUCAACUCAGAUCAGCUUUGCCCCCAAAGGUUCAUUUAUAAACUGGAACAAAACCUCCAGGUUCAUGCUGUAUGGAUACAACUACAACAUCUACACUCACAGCUACAUCUGCUAUGGGCAGAAUGAGAUGUGGAAGCGCCUGGCAAAGGAGUUAAUUGUGGAGUCGCCCUCCAGCACGCUAGUUGAACAUCCUUGCUACCCCAAAGACUACAAGGAAACCAUCUCGCUGUCUUCCUUCCGCACCAGCCCCUGCACCAACCAGAGUGACCCACGCCUGCCUCUCGAUGACAGAAACGUGACCCUGGAGGGCAGGAGCAAUGCCAGCGGGUGCUUGGUCGCCGUCAAGAAGCUCUUCAACUUCUCGGCAUGUGGACAGAGCCAGGACUGCUCCUUCGAUGGCAUCUACCAGCCCCCCGUCAGCGGGCAGUUCUUUGCCUUUUCUGCUUUUUACUACAACUUCAAGUUUCUCAACCUGACGGAGGGACAGUCACUGGCCACCGUCAGGGAGACCAUUGAGCAUUUCUGUGCAAGAACCUGGGAGGAUCUGUCUUCUAAUUACCCCGAAGAGAAUCCUGAGCGACUGCCUAAAUACUGUGCCAAUGCCAACUACAUCCUCACACUCCUCCUUGAUGCCUACAAGUUCAACGAGACCAGCUGGAACAACAUCUUCUUCCAGAUGAAGGUGGGGAGCACCAAUGUGGGCUGGACUCUGGGCUACAUGCUGAACCUCACCAACAUGAUCCCAGCUGAGGCUCCAGUGUGGGUGAAGGGGCACACACCCUCCCUGUGGGCUGCAGCCAUCGCCUUCGUCACCUUCACCUUGGCCUUGGGGCUCGUUGCACUGGUUGUGCUUUUGUGGACGUAGGAAUGGUAACCUCUACCCCACUGAAGAACCGAGGGUUGGCUCACAGAACUGCCCCCAGAUAUGCAGAUAGGCACCACGGGAGGUUUCCUGAGGAUCCCCUCGAGGGAUCAGCCUACACACCACAGCCAGGCCAAUCUGCCUCCUCACACCAUUAAUCCUGUAAGAGAUUUGUCCUCCACCCCACUGGCUGGAGCAUGGAGCUCGGAGAGCCCAUCUGGCUGUGCAGGACCUGAGUGCCAGACCAUCAUGGGCUGGCAGAUGGAUGCAGGGCGCUUCCUCCAGUGCUGGGUCUGACCAUGGUCAGCCAGGAAGGUUCCUGCCAGCUGUGCCAGUCUGAGGGCACACAAGGCUCUGUGAUGCCCCAGUUGGCUUUCCUUACGAACCUAUCGCCUGGGCUCAGCUGUUGGCCUAGGAGUUGAAAUGCAAAUUGAGCAUCCACAGCCAGAAAGGUGGUCCACACCUCUACAGAGUCCAUCUCAUCAUCUCUUCCUUUUCUUACAGGAUAGAGGGAUUGUUAUUCCUCAGUGCCUUCCUGGACACCAGACUGUCCCACCACAAGAUCCGUGCACUGUGGAUGUGAGGCUGCAAGUGCAGCUGGCUGCAGAUCUUGCCCUGACCUGUGCAUGGUGCUGAGCUGGAUCUUCCCCACGGCUGUGCCCUUACCUUUGCCUUUGGUUCUGCUCACUCCUUACCUGCCCCGUGCAUGACUCACUUUGUUAUUUGUUGGGAGCACGUCUGCCUCCCGGCAGCACAGAGCUGACCUUUGCAGUUGUUGCAGAAAGGCAGGCACUCAGCCACCCCUGUUAUCCAGAAGUAAACACUGGAAAAGGCA
This is a messenger RNA of Gallus gallus (chicken), 2572 nucleotides long. It is a transcript of the gene ENTPD8L2, whose product is annotated as ectonucleoside triphosphate diphosphohydrolase 8 like 2. The coding region runs from base 250 to 1740 and encodes 496 amino acids. The transcript has 10 exons. NCBI's taxonomy places the organism in Eukaryota, Metazoa, Chordata, Aves, Galliformes, Phasianidae. The record is from RefSeq and is a predicted model, not a curated record. Gene Ontology annotation, molecular function: GDP phosphatase activity; UDP phosphatase activity. Gene Ontology annotation, cellular component: plasma membrane. Gene Ontology annotation, biological process: nucleoside diphosphate catabolic process.